AUGAGAAGUACAAUUAAGCCUUUACCAUAAAUUAAUAAUAGACCAUCAAUUGAUGAGGAGGAUUCUUACCCUGGGCGAUUGCACACUAUUUAGAGAAAGUUGAAAUUUGGAAGCAACACCUAUAUCAUUAGUAGUAAUACUACUGUUUCAGAAUCUUUAAAUAAAAAAUAGAAAUAAACCCCUGUGACUGAGUCAUAAUUAUUAAGACAAAUUGAUACAAAGCUAGAAAUGCAUAAGAAAGACAUUGAAUAAAGAAAUGAUAUGAUUAUAUCAAUUGAAAAAGGCUUUGAGUCAAUGAAAUAAGAGUUAGUUAAAGAAAAAAUCUAAAAUGAAGAGAAAUCUAAAUAACUCUAAGAAUUAUAGGCUAGCUAUUAAGCAAUAUAAUUAAGAUUAAAGUAGGCAGGUGAUUCAUCUAAAGUAAAUUUAUAAGCUGAAAAAGAUAGAGAGAAAAUUAAUUCGUUAGAAAUUAGUAUUAAAUAAGCGUAGGCAAAAGAAUAAGAAUUAUUACAGUAAAUAGAAUCUUUAAAUUAAUAAAUAUCUCAGUAUUAAGAAAAAUUAAAAAGUAAAGAAGAAAGUAAUGAAGAAUUUAAGAAGUUAAAAGAUCAACUUCAUAAAGCUGAAGAUUUGUAAAGUAAAAUGGAACAUUAAAUUACUGACAUCUAAAAAAAUAUCGAGAAGGAGGUUAAUGAAAAAAACAAUAUAAAGAAAUAAUAUGAUUAAUAUAGGAAUGAUAGUUAAUUAAAAGAAUAGACUUUGAAUAAAGAGAUAUCAGCUUCAUUGAUAUAAAUCAAAUAAUUAGAAUAAGAAAAGCUUGCAAUCAUGGAAAAUUUAAAGAAAUCUAAAGAUCAAAAUGAUCAAAAUUCGAAAUUAAAUGAACAAAUUUUAAGUUUGAAAUUAUAACUUUCCGAAUUAUCUAAAACAAAAGAUAAAGAAAUUAGUUAAUUGAGACAAAAAAUUGAUGAAUAAUCCAAAAAUUCCAUAGAAUUAAAUAGUCAACUUGAAAAAUUAAAGCAAAGACAACAAGAAUUAUAAUAAUAGUUACAGGAUAAAUUAUAAUAAUUAGAAUCAUUAAGAAAUCAAAAAUAACUGCUAGACUAGCAAAAUCAAAACAAUUAAUCUGAUAUAAAUAAUUUGAAUACGUAAUUAGAAUCAUUGAAAGAACAGUUAUCAAAACCCAAAAAUACAAAAUAAAUUACAGACACAAUUACAUUAUUAGAAAAAACUGAUAAAGAUAUAUAAAAGAAUUUAUCAUGUACAUUUUGUAACAAAUUCAUCAAGUAACCUGUUACUAUAAUUCCAUGUGGGCAUUCUUAUUGUUUUGAAUGCAAAAAAGGAUAUAAUAAAGAAUGUUUUAAGUGCGGACCUAAAUUAAAAAUUGAAGCAAUGUAUAGAAAUGAAUUACUUGAUGAUAUUAUUGCAAUGGUUAAAUUAAUUGAAUAAAGCAUCAACAGCAUGAAAUAAGUUACUAAAUAAUGA
Paramecium tetraurelia is the source of this 1476-nucleotide messenger RNA. RefSeq lists its product as uncharacterized. The transcript is spliced from 4 exons. Gene Ontology annotation, molecular function: metal ion binding. NCBI's taxonomy places the organism in Eukaryota, Ciliophora, Oligohymenophorea, Peniculida, Parameciidae. The record is from RefSeq and is a predicted model, not a curated record.